This is a messenger RNA of Penicillium malachiteum, 1845 nucleotides long. Its product is annotated as Zn(II)2Cys6 transcription factor. Bases 1 to 1845 code for a protein of 614 amino acids. Gene Ontology annotation, molecular function: zinc ion binding; DNA-binding transcription factor activity, RNA polymerase II-specific; DNA binding. NCBI's taxonomy places the organism in Eukaryota, Fungi, Ascomycota, Eurotiomycetes, Eurotiales, Aspergillaceae. The transcript has 2 exons. Gene Ontology annotation, biological process: DNA-templated transcription; regulation of DNA-templated transcription. The record is from RefSeq and is a predicted model, not a curated record.
AUGGCCGACGCUGCAAAUCCUGGUCAUUCGCUACCUUCACGUAGCAGCUAUCGAUGCAAUCAAAAGAAAAUUCGAUGCAGCAAGACUCAGCCAUGCGACAGCUGCGUGAGGUCCAGGUCCGUAUGUACAUUUCCAGGGCCAGGUCGCGCGCCCCGCCGCAGAAAAGGAGCUCUAAAGGCCGAACUCAUAGCGCGAGUACGGAACUUUGAGCAAGAACUCCGACACUCAGAUAGUGGGAGCAAAGAGCUGGUUUCCAAGGGUGCACCUGUCCGGGGUAACGCUGUACAUGAACUUGAAAGAGUGGAGGAUCUAUCUGAUACGGAACAUACUCCACGAGGAUUCUCAGAGGAAGGGCCCUCAAAUCAAUAUCUCGUUCAUGUUGAUGAGGAAUUGCUGACCCAAGACUAUUACCAAAAGAUUGAAGAGCCGCAAAGUCUCACGGAGUCACCACAAGAGAUUAGUGGUCUCAAGUUGAAUCUACACAGUAUCCAUGAUACAUUGCAAAGAGGAGACCAAUUCCUAUUCGGUUUUUCGUCACAGGCACUUUCCCUUGAGGCAUUCCAUCCCAGCGUGCCACAGUGUCAGAAACUUUGGAACAUUUACCAAGAGAAUGUCGCUCCAGUGUUGAUGAUUUUCCACAAACCUACACUCCUCAAAUUGAUUUAUAAAUCCGCUGCCAACACUAGCUCUUUAGAUCAUGCCUCCGAAGCUAUAGCCUUCGCGGUCUAUUUUGCUGCAGUGAACAGCAUGAGUGAGAAACAGUGUUCAGAAACAAUGUCCCAUGAUCAUUCAUCACUCCGCGAAUAUUACAAAUUUGCGACUCGGCAAGCGCUUGCGCGGGCAGGUUUUCUUCGGUCGCGGAGUCUGGAAGUACUUCAGGCCUCUGUUCUCUUCCUCACCUGCCUUCGGUCCCGCGAAGACGCAGACUUUGUCUUGACCAUGGUAGCUGCGAUUCAUCGAAUGGCACAAGCUAUGGGGCUUAAUCGGGAGAAAACCUUUGGAGGACUCAGUCCUUUCGAGAUCGAAAUGCGUCGCCGGUUAUGGUGGCACGUAUAUCUGCUGGACUCACAGUCAUCAGAACUUCAUAGCAUUAACACGCAGAUAAUUGAGGGCGAGUUUGACACUGAAAAACCUCUCAAUAUCGACGACUCUGACAUAUCUUCCGAUUCCACCGAGAUACCACACUCUCGAGUCGGCUUUACAGGAAUGACUUUUUGUUUACUCCGAAUCGAAAUGAUCGUCCAUUACCGACGCUCCGCCUUGGUUGGUUACAGAAAAAUUGACAACUCAGACACUAGAAGGAAUCCAGAUUUCAUUGAUAAGCGCCUCCAAGAGUUGGAAGAGCUUCACUGCUACUUACAAGACCACUACCUUCGAUUCUGUGAUUUGUCAAUCCCUAUACAAUGGGUCACGGCCACCAUCAUACGCCUGGCGCUAGCUCGAUUAUGGCUUACAGCUAACUUCUCGAAUGAGCCAGCGACAGACCUGGUAUUGUCUAUUGAGGUUGUUCAAAAAGAUCUCGAUAGAGACCAACUCUUUGCAACAGCUCUAGAAGUAGUUGAAUUUGCACAUCUGCUUGAGACAGACUCACAGACGAUGAAAUGGUCAUGGUUUUUUGAGGGGUAUCCACAAUGGCUAGCCGCUGCUAUUGUGCUUCUAGAGCUUUGCUCUCGACAGCGAACUGCGGAGACUGAUCGAGCUUGGCACGUAGUCCAAACAGCUGUUGAAAAUUGGAUUAGAAGGAAUUUUCAAGUGUGUGGUAUUACUAUGCAGGCAGUUGUCAGUCUCAUGGAGCAAGUGGCCAAAGCACGGGGCUCUGUUUGGAAUCCACUAGAGAAUACCUAG